AUGCCCUCGCACAAGAAUGGUGGCUGUGACCCCGGAGUUGCAGACUCGCCGCCUAUUUCGGGAACCGGCUUAAACAUAUCUUCACAGAAGUCCUUGCAUGCAGAUGAAACUCACAUUACCUCUGCCACCCCACCUGACACGUCGUCGCUGAGGCAGUAUCGCGCAUCCGUGCUCAAAGCCACCGCCCGCCCACCGAUUCAACCUACUUACAUGCCAUCCAUGAUCACCAACCAGGCUAGCGCCAAGUUAGACUCUCUGACAUUGAAAGAAAAUGUCCAGCCUAAGAAGCCCGAUGAAGAACACCAGUUGAGUUUGUUUCACCAAGUAUCAGAAUGGCUGCAGAACGAGAAGUCCCGGCACAGUGUUCACAAAUCCAGACGGGAUGACGCCGUUUCAAACCUCACAGAGAACCCUGGUACUGAUCAACAAGCAUCAGGGGAACCCAGUCACCGUCCUGGAUCUAUUCUGCCUCUGGAGAAGUUGGAAGAGAUUCUUAUGCAGUACUCGCGCGCGCACGGUCUGGAUGCGCUGGAUGCACUUCAAUCUGUGAACCGGGUAGCCCGACGAAAGCUAAAAGGCCUUCGCCGAGGCUCUGCCUCGGAAUCUGAUUACACCGAUGUCGAAGCUCCAGUCCCCGGCGUUGAGGCAGUUCUUGACAACUCCAAGACCCUGGCGUACAACUCAAGUGUCGCUGCAGAUGACGAUACUGUUGACAGCAGCAUAUCUUCAAAGCAAGUGAAGGAUCGAGAAGCUUGGCAGACGUUUAGAACUGGGAUUCUUCGUCUCGCACAUACUUUACAGCUCCGUGGCUGGCGCAAAGUCCCAAUGGAAAGGGCCAAUGACAUUGAAGUGGUGCGACUUAGUGGCGCCUUGACUAAUGCGGUAUAUGUGGUUCAGCCGCCCAAGAAUCUCCCUCUGAAGAGUGACUCCAAUUCUUUGGUCUCUAAGAAGCCUCCUCCAAAACUGUUGCUUCGGAUUUAUGGUCCCCAGGCUGAGCACCUCAUCGACCGUGAAAAGGAAUUGCAAAUUCUGCGCCGUCUUGGUCGAAAGAACAUUGGCCCGCGCGUGCUUGGGACUUUCACAAACGGUCGAUUUGAGCAAUUCUUGGAGGCUCGCACCUUGACAGCGCAAGAUUUGCGAGUUCCGGAGACUGCUAAGCAUAUUGCCAAGCGAAUGCGGGAGCUUCACGAUGGUAUAGAACUUCUUAAGGAGGAGCGGGAGGGUGGACCGAAAGUCUUCCAAGACUACGAGAAAUGGGUAGAUCACUGUGAAAGGUUGACAACCUGGUUGGACAAAGAGGUACAAUCACCAGAUAAUGAAGCUAAAGCAGCCACCGAAUCGUGGCGACGACGGGGAUUUGUUUUCGGUGUGCCAUGGGCGACAUUUCGCAAAGCCGUAGACAGAUAUAGGGCCUGGCUCAUCGCUACCUGUGGUGGAAUGGAUGAGAUCAAGCGACAACUUGUGUUCGCCCAUAACGAUACACAAUAUGGAAAUUUGCUCCGAAUGCAGCCUGCGACGGAAUCGCCACUACUCCUGCCCGCGAAUGAGCACAAGCAGCUUGUUGUCAUCGAUUUCGAGUAUGCAAAUGCCAACACGCGUGGAUAUGAGUUUGCCAAUCAUUUUACCGAAUGGUGUUACAACUACCACGAUGAAGGGCGCUCAUGGGCUUGCAAUAAUCGCAUGUACCCGACACCCGAGGAACAGUAUCGCUUUAUCUCCAAUUACUUGACACAUCGUCCCGCAAGCGUAGCUGCCGGACACAUAUCACCAGUCAUUUCUGGCCGUAAUGCCCCAGCUAUCACGCCCCUUGAUCUUGACGAAAAUCCCACAGAGUCGUCCUGGAAUCAAGCCCAAUCUCUCGAGCAAGAUUUGGAGAAGGGAGUGCGCGACUUGAUGAAACAAACACGUUUGUGGCGUGUAAUCAGCUCAGUAAACUGGGCGACGUGGGGUAUCGUCCAAGCCAAAAUCCCUGGUAUGGAAGAGGGCAUCGCAAAAAUGAACGGUGCCUCAAACAAUGAAAAAGCUCUCGAUAUCAAAGAGGAGGCUUUGAUGUCCCCGGCAGAAUCCGAUGCCCAUGAGGAAGAGGGCUUUGAUUACCUGGCAUAUUCCCAGGACAGAGCCAUGUUCUUCUGGUCUGAUCUCCUGCAAAUGGGCCUGGUGAAUCCGGAAGAGUUGCCGGCAGACAUGGUUGAACAUAUUCGCACACGCAUUGUCAAUUACUGA
Molecule: messenger RNA, 2223 nt
Organism: Penicillium nucicola
Lineage: Eukaryota; Fungi; Ascomycota; Eurotiomycetes; Eurotiales; Aspergillaceae
Exons: 5
Coding region: 1-2223 (740 amino acids)
Biological process (GO): phosphatidylcholine biosynthetic process; phosphatidylethanolamine biosynthetic process
Cellular component (GO): cytoplasm
Molecular function (GO): ethanolamine kinase activity; choline kinase activity
Source: RefSeq, a predicted model, not a curated record